AUGGAGCAACCACCAGCCGUAGAAGCAGAGACGACUACUAUUGAUUCAUUGGCGCCCGAGCUUCUAAUAGGUGUAUUCAAGUACUUGACGGGAAAGCCUAGAGAGCUUGGAUUAAUUGCUCGAGUCUGUCGAAAAUGGCAUGAUAUCAUUGAGCUUGACGACCUGUGGAGAGUCGUCAACCGCAUCUCUGAAGUCGAAGUUGACACAGAAACCACUGAAAAAGCUUCCUACGAGCAACACUAUCGCAAAUAUUGGCACGUACUAGACGAGUACCCCAUCAUCAAAUCAUCUAUCAGAGGACUCAGGACUCAGGUGCAACGAUUAUUACCUCACAUGCGAUGGAGGCCUGCCACCAGACUAGACUAUAAUGCUUACAAUCAAGGUCCUGAAAUCCUCCAUGUAUUCGCUCGAAGGCAGUCAACUGUGCUUGAAACAGCCAUAGCUUCGUUUGACGAACAGUCUUCACCGAUACGCCAAGUGAUGCUGUUUUAUCAUUUGAGCGACUUUCAGCCGCCACCUGGUGUGCUUGGAUCGCGAGUCACGUACAAUGACGCCGAGUUAGUGUCUUUCUUGAAUCCGCCAUUCGCUCCGACAUUCCCUUUGCAGCCAGGAUCACAUCUAUACGAAAUCGAAGAGAGUCCCAAUGUUGUUGGGUCGUAUCUUCCUUUGACUUUUGCCAAGGGACGUCGUUCAAAGGCCCUUCAUAUCCUGGUAAAUGUUGGUACAAAGGAGGCAUGUAAAUUUAAUGGCCAUAUUGUCGAAACGCCCCUAAUAUUUGGAAACAUUCAAGUCCCGAUGGUCUUUAAAGCUCCUUCGUUUGCUGUAUUUUUGAAAGAAUACGUCGCAAGCCUUGAAGAUGGAGCAUUUGGAGUGGCAAACUAUCCAGAAGGAAUCGGCCCAAGAAUCAAUCUAUUUCCUACUCGGGGCGCUGGAACAUCUGUUGCCAUAAGCCAUGGUCUCAAGGUCAGGGCUUCCAGCGUAUUUGUCGCUGAACAAUGGAGACCGAAUGGUGAACAUAUAUAUUCGUAUGAGCUCAGCAUAGAGUUCAUACCAGAGCAAUGUCAUAUUGAAUCACCCCAGCUUCAGCGUCGAAGAUGGAAUAUCGAAUAUGAUGAUGGGUCUGUGGAACCUGUUGAAGGGCCGGGUGUCGUUGGCUUGUUUCCUAUAUUCACACCAUCCAACCGACACUUUGCUUAUAGUAGUUACUGUGCUGCUAAAGUGAAUGAUUUGGGAGAGCUUGUUUUACCCAGAUGCAUGGAUGGGGAAAUUACUUUUACCAGGAAGAAUCUGCCUGAUGGUGAAUCGUUUGAAGUAGAGAUUGCAACUUUCUACUUUCAGCACCCUCAAUUUGUUGGAUGCAAGAGUAUAUAA
This is a messenger RNA of Synchytrium microbalum, 1371 nucleotides long. RefSeq lists its product as uncharacterized. The transcript is spliced from 7 exons. The coding region runs from base 1 to 1371 and encodes 456 amino acids. NCBI's taxonomy places the organism in Eukaryota, Fungi, Chytridiomycota, Chytridiomycetes, Synchytriales, Synchytriaceae. The record is from RefSeq and is a predicted model, not a curated record. Gene Ontology annotation, molecular function: protein binding.